This is a messenger RNA of Ixodes scapularis (black-legged tick), 646 nucleotides long. Its product is annotated as 2-iminobutanoate/2-iminopropanoate deaminase. Gene Ontology annotation, molecular function: deaminase activity. The coding region runs from base 106 to 606 and encodes 166 amino acids. Gene Ontology annotation, cellular component: cytosol. The transcript has 6 exons. The record is from RefSeq and is a predicted model, not a curated record. NCBI's taxonomy places the organism in Eukaryota, Metazoa, Arthropoda, Arachnida, Ixodida, Ixodidae.
GGCCUUUAAAAGUGGCAUCGCGAGCUUCCGAAUUUCAUUCCCUCUACUACACCCUUUAGUUGCCCACAGGAGAACGUUCGAGUUCUCCAGAAAACGGACGAGAAAAUGUUUUUUCGAGUAGGCGAUGUGCGCUCGGCGUGUUUAACUUUCGUGCUGGUGGUAUUCAGUGUGGGCACACUGGAGGCAUCGCUGGACGGCAGUCGGCAAGUGAUCACCAGCCCGCUCGUCGCUAGGCCGGUCAACCCAUACAGCCACGCCAUCUGUGUAGGAAACACCAUGUACUUAUCUGGCCAGCUCGGAAGUCAUCCACAGACUGGUCGCAUUGUUCCCGGCGGAAUCGUUCCCGAGACACGACAGGCUCUCACGAAUCUCGCCAACAUCCUGGAUGCCGGGCAAAUGACUCUUCGAGACGUGGUGAAGGUCAACGUGUACAUUGCGGACAUGAAGGACUACGAAGCCAUGAACAGGAUAUACGCUGAAUUCUUCACAGAGAAGUACCCUGCCAGGGUCACAAUUCGUGCUGCCGAGAUCCCCGGGCGGGGCCGUAUUGAAAUUGACGCCAUCGCAGUGGACACAUCCAAGGCCGCCGGACCUAGACCUUUUUAAUUUAUUUAUUUUGUACAGCCGAAAAUCGAAAGCCAUAAAA